Messenger RNA from Tuber aestivum (summer truffle), 2237 nucleotides. Lineage: Eukaryota; Fungi; Ascomycota; Pezizomycetes; Pezizales; Tuberaceae. The record is from the annotation of a GenBank genome assembly.
ACCUCCGCCCUACUGCCUACUUCCCCAGCUUCACCUAACCCAUCACUGCCACCAUCUACAGUACUGCUGUUCGGGUCCCAAUCUCUCGCGACAAUUUCCGGGACACAUUGCGCUGCAAACUCUACCGUAGAACCUCAAUCCCGCCCCCUCACACUCUACUUUACUUGUCAGUGCCCCCGUGUGAGCCACCCCACAACGUGAUCCCACCACCCUGAACAUGUCCACCAAGCCAUCAUCCAUAAUUACCGCCUCGAAAAUAGAUGGGCUCCCGAACAUCCCGCUAUCGUACAGUGUAGCGAAUUCUCAAGCCUCCGCCUCACAGCUAAUAUAUUCCCUUUUCCCCGAGUGGGCCCCGGCGAGAGGAGGCCGCGGAUUGAAGUUCGUGAGGUUUACCGACGGGAUUACGAAUACUGUGGGUGUCCGAGUCGUUGAUUUCUUUCCCAGUUUAUCCCUCAAUGGGGGUACCGUUAUUCUAACCGUUUUGGGGCCCCUGUGACUGUCUAUCUCUCCUCUCACCAAGAAAUGUGGGAUCUCGGGAUAGCCCUCCCCCCAAUCCUUGCUUCCCACAGGUUUCAAUGCAGCUUCAAUUGCUCAUCCCACAGCUUGUUAGUUGUGCCGGUGCUGACCAUUUCCACCUAGCUUCUCAAAUGCUUUCACAACCCACCCGAGGGAAUUGCCUCGCCCGAAGCUAGAAGAAUCGAGGACGACGAGUCUGUUCUCUUGCGUGCCUAUGGAAGAGAUACGAGCAUUCUAAUUGACCGUGAACGUUGGUUUCCCAUCCCCGGAGACAGCACCCAGGGCUCGGCGACUGACUCAUGCUCACUUAGGCGAAUGUGCUUCCCAUCUUUUACUCUCCCGCUUCAACCUUGCACCCGAGCUUCUCGCUCGAUUCGCCAACGGCCUUCUCUAUCGUUACGUACCCGGGCGUGUUUGCUCUGUUCAGGAGUUAGCGGACCCCGCCACCUCCAAAGCUAUCGCAACACGCUUGGGGGAAUGGCAUGGCGUACUUCCCACAAGCACUACACCUCCACCCUCUCCUGCAUCCUCUUCCUCCGCCUCUUCUAGCGAACCCGAUGUCACCUUGUGGACCGUUCUUCAGAAAUGGAUUUUCGCAAUUCCCAGCGAGACGGACGAGGGUAAGGCUAGGAAAGAAUCAUUGCAAGAGGAGUACGAAAAGCUUCUUGCUGGCACUGAUGAUGGUGGAUAUGGCCUGAAAGGCCUAGACGGAGGUGUUGGCUUGGUUAUGGGGCACUGCGACCUACUGAGCGGCAACGUUAUCAUACUCCCCCAGGAAGGUGGGCUCUCACCCCCCCCCGACGCGGCCAGGCGGGUCCAUUUCAUUGACUAUGAGUGAGUGCGCCAUCCCCUGCCAAAUAUCAGGCAACACCUUGAUUGAUCAAUGCUUCUAGGUACUCUGCUCCCUGCGAGCGUGCCUUCGAACUUGCGAACCACUUUUCGGAAUGGGGCGGAUUCGAGUGUGAUUAUAACCGCUUGCCUACCCGGUCUGCCCGCCGCGAGUUUAUUAGCGCAUAUCUCAGUAGCUUUGAGUUGCACCGCUCCGGUGCAACAGCAGCGGCCAUUAGUACCGGUCAGAUCGACGAUCUCAUGAAUGAGGUUGAACUAUUCAGAGGCCUCCCGGGCUUCUACUGGUAAGGAGUUUGACAGCUAAUUGUGAAUGUGAUGAACACUAAACUAAGGGAAUACAGGGGCGUCUGGGCACUCAUCCAAGCCACUAUCAGUCAAAUCGAUUUUGACUAUGCAUCUUACGCAGAGGUCCGCCUAGCUGAAUAUUGGGCCUGGAAGGAAGCGUUCGAAGGAAGGGCGGUUAAUACACCGCGCGAGCAGAAGUGGUCCCAGGAAUGAUUAUGCCCCGGACAUCCUAGCGGUUGAUGAUAUUAUGAACAAAAAGCUUGAUUUAUGUCCCCCUUCUCCUUCAUUCGUUCCAAUCUUAGUUUGUUGUCUUGGUGUUUUUUCCGCUUUUUUUUUUUUUUUUUGGACAGGAGCCGGUGUUUCAACAACGGUAAUUUGGAUGGGAGGUCUUACGACUAUUUCUUUUCUUGUUGAUGUUUUUUCCCCCAUUUUUUGCCUAUUAACGGUCCUGUUGCUUGUUUGUUCGGCGCACGGUCUGUUUUUUCAACAAUAAACGACGAUAACGAGCCUGUCGGAUUUAACGUACGGUAGUGGUUAGCGAUAGACGUGGGAAUUUAUAUACGAAAUUUAUGGCACUACUCAUUUUU